CUGCUGAGGAGGCUUCUCGUGCGCUGCAGGGCGCUCCACAGCCGACGCAGCUGAGCUUCCUUUGGGGAGUCAGGGGAGAGCCCCUCCUCACUGAACCAUGUGGCGAUCUGCUCCAGCUCCUCCUGGGAUGCCUUCUAUCAAAGUGUUGGAGCUAAAACGUGUGCGAGGACAGAGAGAGCACAGAGCGUGCAUAACAACAACAACAACUGGAAAAAGGAAAAUAAAUCAAAGACGACCACUGAAGGGAACCAACUCAAAGACACUGAAGCUGAAGGGAAAACCGAUUAUUCCCUCAUCACCAAGCAGCCAUGGGCUUCCUGCUCAUUUUCCUCACCAUGCUUCACCUGGUCACCUUGACCAUGCUCUACAUCGCCACGCUGGACAAGUCUUGGUGGGUUUGGGAUGAUUUGGAAAUCACAGACUUGUGGCAUAAGUGUUUCCAUAAUAAUGCCACAGAUACCUGGUUGUGCGCUGCUACCAGUGAAAAUGACUGGCUGCAGUCCAUCCAGGCCCUCAUGGUCCUCUCCAUGGUCUUCUCCUCCGUCUCUUUCCUGGUUUUCCUCAUUCAGCUGUUCACCAUGUCCAAGGGACGACUCUUCUACUUCACGGGCCUCUGUCAGGCGUUUGCAGGUUUCACAACCUUUGCUGCCUGCCUCAUUUUCACCUUCCACAGAAAGGAAGUUUUUACUGAAUCCAGAGAUUUUACAAAAGGACACUUUGGCUACUGUUUCAUCCUGGCGUGGCUGUGUGUCCCGCUCCUCCUGGUCAGUGGAGUCCUUUACCUCCACCUGCGCAAGAAGCAAUGAGACUAAUCGGACUGGAAACAUCUUCAUGACAUUACCUUACACAUCACGUCAUUUAGCUGACGCUUUUAUCCAAAGCGACUUACAUUGCAUUAUAACCUGUGCGUUAUAUUUUUGCCUGGGGAGCAAUUAGGGGGUCAGGGGUCUUGCUCAAGGACACGUCGACGUGGCACAUGGGGCAGCCAGGAUUUGAACCACCCCCCUUUGUGGCUCCCAGCGCAUCACACUACUCCAUGCACCACCAUCGCCCCUAAGAGUGCUGAUACGAGUGCAGUUCACUCUCUUGUUGGCAUCUGCAAAUUACGAAAAUCUGUAUUCUUUUUGAAUUAAUGUCCACGUCCUGCACACUCGCAUGGUUUUGGGUGACAUUAUGUCAUCAUGGUGGUAUCUAGCCUGUUUUCGAUAGAAAUGAAAAUAAUGAAUGCAUAACUUGGUACUAUUGUCAAUAUUUUCUUUUUUGUAUGUUGCUAUCUGUUUACUCAAUAAAAAAAAACUGGUUGAUUGUCGACCAACAUUUGACUACA
This is a messenger RNA of Pungitius pungitius (ninespine stickleback), 1327 nucleotides long. RefSeq names its product epithelial membrane protein 3a (MAM blood group) (gene emp3a). The coding region runs from base 309 to 806 and encodes 165 amino acids. The record is from RefSeq and is a predicted model, not a curated record. The transcript is spliced from 6 exons. Gene Ontology annotation, cellular component: plasma membrane. NCBI's taxonomy places the organism in Eukaryota, Metazoa, Chordata, Actinopteri, Perciformes, Gasterosteidae.